AUGGUGAAAGUCAAGGCCUACGAACUCAGAAAGAAAGAGCCAGAAGCCCUUCAAAAACAGCUCGAGGAGCUUAAAACUGAGCUUUCUCAUCUAAGAGUCGCAAAAGUCGCUGGAGGCGCCCCAUCCAAGCUAUCCAAAAUCAGAGUUUUCAGAAAAGACGUCGCCAAGGUCUUAACCAUUAUUCACGAGAAGAAAAGAGACCAAAUCAAAGCUGCAAACAAAGGAAAGAAAUACCUAGCUUUCGACAUCAGGCCAAAACUCACUAGAGCUCUCAGAUUAAGAUUGACAAAAGAACAAGCUAAGAAGCUACCACUCCGCGUUUUGAAAAAGAAAUUAAACUUCCCACAAAGAAAAUUCGCAGUGGCCAACUAA
Blepharisma stoltei is the source of this 372-nucleotide messenger RNA. The record is from the annotation of a GenBank genome assembly. Lineage: Eukaryota; Ciliophora; Heterotrichea; Heterotrichida; Blepharismidae.